Messenger RNA from Penicillium lagena, 1548 nucleotides. RefSeq names its product iron-regulated transporter. Gene Ontology annotation, biological process: iron ion transmembrane transport. Lineage: Eukaryota; Fungi; Ascomycota; Eurotiomycetes; Eurotiales; Aspergillaceae. Gene Ontology annotation, cellular component: membrane. The record is from RefSeq and is a predicted model, not a curated record. Gene Ontology annotation, molecular function: iron ion transmembrane transporter activity. The transcript is spliced from 4 exons. Bases 1 to 1548 code for a protein of 515 amino acids.
AUGGCGAAACUGAUAGCGGAGCAAACAGCUCCCGAUGAACGUACGCCUCUCAUCCAAGAUGAAACUGGCGAAAUCCAAAGCUACUCUCCGCAAGAACAAGAAGAUCAUGCAGAAGAUCGACUUCAAACAAACAUUGCCUAUCGUCUCUACAUUUCGCACUUUCUCUCAACAUGGAACUCUCGGGUCUUCGAGUUUGGAGCCGUCCUCUACUUGGCCACGAUCUACCCGGGUACCCUGUUGCCCAUGUCUGUAUAUGCGCUUUCUCGUGGCCUAGCAGCAAUUUUCUUUGCGCCCGCUGUGGGCCAUUAUAUUGAUGUUGGAAACCGUUUACAGGUGGUUCGAGUAUCAAUCGGUGCGUUUUUGUCCGUUAUUAGAUCCUCAAAGAAGCGCAAAUGCUUACUCAAAUCUCUUACCGCCAUAGUACUCCAGCGCCUUGUUGUGGCUACCUCAUGUGCGAUCUUCUACUUCCUAACUAUCCGCUUAGACAUGCCACAAGUGGUCGAUAAUUAUUUGCUAGUUACUUUGGCGCUUCUGGCCUGCAUCGAAAAGCUAUGCUCAAUCAUGAAUCUAGUCUCUGUAGAGAAGGAUUGGAUGAGACGGAUCGACCUGAUUUGCAAACUGGUCGGACCCCUCUUCAUUGCACUUAUCGACGGCAUAUCGACGAAGGCCGCCAUUCUUGUCAACCUAGGAAUGAAUGUCAGCUCAGUGAUUGUUGAAUACUUCUCAAUUGCCCAGGUGUACGACAGGGUACCUGACUUGCAGAAACCGAAACAAGCGGCCGCGGGUGAAUCCCCACGUGACGAAGGCAAUCUAUCGAAUCUAUGGAGGAGUUGGUGCAUCCUUAUGCGGAAGACCUUGGAAGAUAUCACCGCUUAUUUUCACCAUCGCGUGGUCCUUCCGUCUUUUGCUGGGACUCUACUUUAUCUGACUGUCUUGUCUUUCGCUGGCCAAAUGGUCACCUGGCUGUUGUCAGCAGGCUACGAUUCGACCCAGAUUGCCAUCGCCAGAACCUUAUCCGUGACAUUUGAAGUGCUUGCCACAUGGGUUGCGCCCUGGCUCAUGGGGAAAAUCGGACCAGUUCGAGCCGGCAUUUGGCUGGCAAAUUGGCAGAUUACUUGCUUAUCAAGCGGAAUAGUCAUCUUCUGGAGAUUCUCGAAUUAUCCUCUCAUCUCAGCAUCGGGUCUCGUGGGCGGUACAAUCCUCAGUCGUGUGGGACUGAGGGGGUUUGAUCUCUGCGUGCAGAUCCUUGUUCAAGAGGGUGUCGAAACCACAGCUCGAGGGUCUUUCUCCUCAACUGAAGCUGCAUGGCAAAAUCUGUUUGAGAUCUGCUCCUACAUAUCCACCAUCGUUUUCUCGCGACCUGAUCAAUUCAAAUGGCCCGCCCUCAUCAGUGUAAUUGCAGUCGGUGUUGCGGGCUUUGUAUAUGCCAUUUUCGUCCGGAUCCAGCGAGGGCAUUUGGUGCAUCUACCCAAGCUUUUCUCUCAGGAGCACCAGCAGCACUCCAGGCAACGUGGCCUCGAAAGCAUUAGCUCGUCUUCGGACUUCUAA